Tinamus guttatus (white-throated tinamou) is the source of this 2869-nucleotide messenger RNA. Lineage: Eukaryota; Metazoa; Chordata; Aves; Tinamiformes; Tinamidae. The record is from RefSeq and is a predicted model, not a curated record.
GUACAGUUGUGGGAGUUGUUCUCUACACUGGAAGGGAGCUGCGCAGUGUGAUGAAUACUUCAAACCCAAGAAGUAAGAUUGGUCUCUUUGACUUGGAAGUGAACUGUCUCACCAAAAUCCUCUUUGGGGCUCUCGUGGUGGUCUCACUCGUCAUGGUGGCCCUUCAGCAUUUUGCUGGCCGUUGGUAUCUUCAGAUCAUAAGAUUUCUCCUCCUCUUCUCAAACAUCAUUCCAAUCAGUUUACGUGUGAAUCUGGACAUGGGGAAAAUUGUCUACAGCUGGGUGAUCCGCAGAGAUUCCAAAAUCCCUGGGACGGUCGUUCGAUCCAGCACUAUUCCAGAGCAGCUGGGGCGGAUAUCCUACUUGCUCACAGACAAAACAGGAACCCUUACACAGAAUGAGAUGGUUUUUAAAAGGCUUCACCUGGGGACAGUAGCUUAUGGACUGGACUCCAUGGACGAAGUGCAGAGCCACAUAUUCAGUAUAUACACACAGCAACCUCAGGACCCACCUGCUCUGAAAGGUGUCACCUUGGCCACCAAGGUGCGAAAAACCAUGAGCAGCCGAGUGCACGAGGCGGUGAAGGCGAUCGCCCUGUGCCACAACGUCACUCCGGUGUACGAGUCCAACGGCGUCACGGACCAGGCCGAGGCCGAGAGGCACUACGAGGACUCCUGCAGGGUGUACCAGGCUUCCAGCCCUGAUGAGGUGGCCCUGGUGCAGUGGACGGAGAGCGUGGGCCUAACGCUGGUGGGCAGAGACCAGUCCUCUGUGCAGCUGAGGACACCGGGCGGCCAGAUCCUGAACUUCACCAUCCUGCAGAUCUUCCCCUUCACUUACGAGAGCAAACGGAUGGGAAUCAUCGUUCGGGAUGAAUCAACAGGCGAGAUCACUUUCUACAUGAAGGGGGCCGAUGUGGUCAUGGCUGGCAUCGUGCAGUACAACGACUGGCUGGAAGAAGAGUGUGGUAACAUGGCGAGGGAAGGCCUGAGGGUUCUUGUUGUAGCCAAGAAGUCUCUGACUGAGGAGCAGUAUCAAGACUUUGAAGCUCGCUACGUGCAGGCGAAGCUGAGCGUGCACGAUCGCUCGCUGAAGGUGGCCACGGUGAUCGAGAGCCUGGAGAUGGAGAUGGAGCUGCUGUGCCUCACUGGAGUGGAGGAUCAGCUGCAGGCGGACGUCCGACCUACCCUGGAGACGCUACGAAACGCUGGCAUUAAGGUGUGGAUGCUGACAGGGGAUAAGUUGGAGACAGCCACGUGUACAGCCAAGAAUGCACAUUUGGUGACGAGAACACAGGACAUCCAUAUAUUCCGACUAGUGACCAACCGUGGAGAAGCCCAUCUGGAGCUGAACGCCUUCCGCCGGAAACACGACUGCGCGCUUGUUAUUUCUGGCGACUCGCUCGAGGUGUGUCUGAAAUACUACGAGUAUGAGUUCAUGGAGCUGGCUUGCCAGUGCCCUGCCGUGGUGUGCUGCAGAUGUGCCCCCACGCAGAAGGCUCAGAUCGUGCGCUUGCUCCAGGAGAGAACUGGCAAACUCACCUGUGCCGUAGGGGAUGGAGGGAACGACGUCAGCAUGAUCCAGGAGGCCGACUGUGGUGUUGGCGUUGAAGGAAAGGAAGGAAAACAGGCUUCACUUGCAGCAGAUUUCUCUAUUACUCAGUUCAAACAUCUGGGCCGUUUACUAAUGGUGCAUGGAAGGAACAGUUACAAAAGGUCGGCAGCUCUCAGCCAGUUUGUAAUCCACAGGAGCUUGUGCAUCAGCACAAUGCAGGCUGUUUUCUCAUCAGUAUUUUACUUUGCUUCAGUUCCCCUCUACCAGGGCUUUCUCAUCAUUGGGUACUCUACAAUUUACACGAUGUUUCCAGUGUUUUCUUUAGUCCUGGACAAAGAUGUUAAGUCUGAAGUUGCAAUGUUGUACCCAGAGCUCUAUAAAGACCUUCUUAAGGGGCGACCACUAUCAUACAAAACAUUUUUGAUAUGGGUCUUGAUUAGCAUCUAUCAAGGUAGCAUCAUCAUGUACGGAGCGCUGCUCCUCUUCGAGUCGGAGUUUGUCCACAUCGUCGCCAUUUCCUUCACGUCCCUCAUUCUCACCGAGCUGCUGAUGGUGGCUCUGACCAUCCAGACGUGGCACUGGCUCAUGAUAGUGGCUGAGCUGCUUAGUCUCUCCUGCUACAUAGCCUCACUGGUCUUCUUACAUGAGUUUAUUGAUGUUUACUUCAUUGCAACUCUGUCGUUCUUGUGGAAGGUCACGGUCAUCACCCUGGUGAGCUGCCUGCCCCUCUACGUCCUCAAGUACCUGCGGCGAAGGUUUUCUCCCCCAAGCUAUUCAAAGCUCACGUCAUAGGGCCACUCUCUUUGCCCACCAGAGACAAAUCCUGCACAUGGCUGAGAGACGAAAAUCAUGUAGUUGUAACUAUGCUGAAUGCGUCUGGUAUUUGCGUAAGGAUCUCAUGGUAAUCUCUGUUAUAUGCUGCUUUAUUGAAACAGACUUAACAACUGCCGUGAACAGAAACUUAAUGAUAAAUGGGAGUUUUUUGAGAGUAAAGGCUCUCGUUAGUUCAUCCAAUUUUUGUCACUUUUGUUCAAAUUAAUUGGGGUAAAAUGCAUGCAACUGCAAUGACGAUUGGUUUCUCAUGUGUGAUGCAGAGUAUCUGAAAGCUGCUAACUGACCUUGGAAUUUAUACGUGAUGAAAAUUUUAAGUUACUUUUUAAGUAUCUGUGAUGUUCCUUACAUGGUGUUGUGUUGUUUUAUAUUAUUUAUGGUUUUGAGUCAAGUAGGUACGUUCUUUUUCCGUCUUGGAAAGUCUUUACUGUAGGUGAUGCACUAUAUUGCUGACAGCCAGUUCCUGAUUUGUGCCAUGCCAUUCU